UGGUGGACCAGCACAAAGUCGUGUAUAGCUAUGAAAAGAAAAUGUCACAGUUUUCUAAACAUUUUAAUAAAAAUAUCAAGGGUGGGGUGCAUUUGUAUUUGCCCCUUUAACUCUGAUGCCCAUAAAUUCAAUUGCAAUGGUAUGUAGCAGGAAACUAAUACUGCACAUGAUGCAUAGUGCUGCUGCAAGAACCAACAUGGUGAUGGCAGCAGCUAGUAAGCUAAGUACAGAAAAAUACUGGAAGAAAGUCUGUUAGAGGCUCCAAAAGACUUGAGACUGGAGUAAGGGUGCACCAUCCAACAGAGAAACGACCCUAAACACACAGCCAGAGCUACAAUGAAAUGACCUAAAUCAAAGCAUAUUCAGACGUUACAAUGGUCCAGUCAAAGUCCAGACCUAAAUCCAAUUGAGAAUCUGUGUGAAAACGUGAAUGUUGCUGUUCACAGAUGCUCUCCAUCCAAUUUUGAAAAGGAAUUGACAAAAGAUUUUGUCUCUAGAAGUGAAAAGUGGUAGAGACAUGCCCCAAACACUUGCAGCUGUGAUUGCAGCAAAAGGUUGUUCUACACAGUAUUGACUUAAUACAACUGCAUAAACUUUUAAGUUAUAUUUGUAAAAAAAAAUUAAAAAGCAUGUAUCAUUUUCAUUCCACUUCACAGUUGAGCAAAGAAAACUUUGAGCCAGCACAACUAUAAAAUAUGAAAAACUAUCAAAUACAAAAAAGCGAAAUGUUUUGCAAUUCUGUCAAAUCACCAUAUUCAUUAGGAAUAUCCACAGAUAUAUACAGGAUCUGUUACACUGAACAUUAAGUUUUUAUUCUGUCCACAUCCCGGACAUAAUGUCUGCCCUGCCAUGCAUACCGCUCAGAAUACAUGAUUCAGCUCACCAGAAGCUUUUCCUGUAGCCGUCAAAUAUUAUAAAGACUGAGUGUCCUAUAUAACUCUCCAUCUCUGCGUGUAAGAUUUAAACUUUUCUUUAAAAUUGAAAGAAGGUGAGACAUUUGUCUUGUAUUUUCAGAGAUAAACCAACCCACUCCAGUUAAAAUAUUCCGUCUCUGUGCGUAAAAUGCUGCGUCCUGGCGCGGAGGAUCUCUGGGAAAGAGCUCCUUGUCGGUGGAGCUUCCUUCACGCCCCGCUGCUGUGGGUCGGUGCUCAGCAGGAGUGGCAUCACGGCGACAAAAUCUCGCUGAAAGAGCGUCCUUUACAGCUCAGGCAUGCAUGGAGUUGUGAGAUCACUGGCGUUAUAAAUAUCCUCAGCAGCCAUCCUGCAGAACCACCGCAUAGCGCAGCCGGGGUAAUGCCCACCCGUGCCGCACGCCAGUGCGCGCAAACCUUUUGGGUUCUUGACCUCGGCACGGGAGCGGUAAAAAUGCGAAAAGCGGCCUGUUGAGAGUCUCUUGUUUGGAAGAAUGAAUGUUCCUCUCUACUUUCUGACCUUCGCUCACUGGAUUUGCGCCGCAGCCGCAGCGGAGCGCGUCUCUUUGCUUCUUCAGGAGGGGAUCAGUUCAGGACGCAGGACCUGCAGGCUCUACUGCAGGGUUGGCAUCGGCUUCCACCUCCAGAUUCAUCCCGACGGCAGAGUGAACGGCAGCCAUGAGCCCAACCAGCUGAGUGUUCUGGAGCUGUUUGCGAUUUCUCAGGGUGUCAUCGGCAUCAAAGGGGUUUACAGCAACAGAUUCCUGGCCAUGAAUAAAAGAGGACGGCUUCACGCCACUGAAUGGUUCUCAGACGACUGCAAGUUCAGGGAACGUUUCCAGGAGAACAGUUACAACACCUAUGCCUCUGUAAUCCACAGGAACCAAAGGACAGGUCGAGAGUGGUAUGUUGCCCUCAAUAAAAGGGGAAAAGCUAAAAUGGGCUCCAGUCCAUGGGUCAAAUCCCAGCACGUCUCCACCCACUUCUUACCCAGGGCCAGCCUGCAUGACUUUAGCCAAAGAGGCUUCACCAUCACAGAAAGGAGCAAAGAGAGGAGGAAACCGGCGCCACUGUCAUCUCCCAAACCCCCACCUGUAAAACCUAAAGUCCCUGAAGGAACAGUCCAGAGACGUAGACAAGUCAAAUACUGGCCCAAGUACAGGUUUGGAUGAGUUUGCAAAGACAGGGAUCAGAUUUAUAAACUUAAUGAUGUUUAAAUCAUUCCAGGAUUCUGUGAAGCAUGUAAAAAAAACCUGAAGGCCGGCCAGUAACACUCACUGGACCCGUCUUUGUCGAAUCUAUGAUGAUUGUUGGACAUUUUCUUUGCACUUAAAUCUGUGUUGCUCUAUACUUUUGUAUGAACUCAGUAAUGUUCUGUUAAUGGUGCACGUAUAGCUGAAAUCCCACCUGAACACGUCAAAGAAAGAGAACAUGUUCCAUGUUUUUAUAUCUAGAAUAUUGUGCCAAACUGUUUUUUUUUUUAUCUCUCAGACAAACAUUUACUUUUUUAAUAGUUUCAUAUUAAAAAAAAAAACAAAAAUCAUAAAAUGCAUGGCAAAUAAGCUUGGUUUGCUCUCAAAAGCAGGACGAAGAUGUGAGAAAUCCUGGAGAAGUUGGUUAUGAUCCAGUCAGACGCAGAACUUUCACUCAAACCAGGACUGUGAAGUAAUCAUAUCCCCCCAACGGUCCCAGGAUUUACUUUAGUUCCCACGCAUGUUCAGAAACAUCCUAGAUAUCACCGAUAUCCACUG
Messenger RNA from Girardinichthys multiradiatus, 2662 nucleotides. It is a transcript of the gene fgf5, whose product is annotated as fibroblast growth factor 5. Gene Ontology annotation, cellular component: cytoplasm. Gene Ontology annotation, biological process: positive regulation of protein phosphorylation; cell differentiation; regulation of cell migration. Gene Ontology annotation, molecular function: fibroblast growth factor receptor binding; growth factor activity. Bases 1406 to 2083 code for a protein of 225 amino acids. Lineage: Eukaryota; Metazoa; Chordata; Actinopteri; Cyprinodontiformes; Goodeidae. The transcript has 3 exons. The record is from RefSeq and is a predicted model, not a curated record.